This is a messenger RNA of Nymphaea colorata (pocket water lily), 2439 nucleotides long. Its product is annotated as pentatricopeptide repeat-containing protein At4g14820. Gene Ontology annotation, biological process: RNA modification. The coding region runs from base 118 to 2301 and encodes 727 amino acids. Gene Ontology annotation, molecular function: RNA binding; zinc ion binding; protein binding. The transcript has a single exon. The record is from RefSeq and is a predicted model, not a curated record. NCBI's taxonomy places the organism in Eukaryota, Viridiplantae, Streptophyta, Magnoliopsida, Nymphaeales, Nymphaeaceae.
GGCCUUACCCAGAAGGGCCACAACUCGUACAAUGUGCCGUCUGCGUCGGCCGAUCCACGAAUAGUCUAUACUUUAUAGGUAGCCGUAGAAUUUUGAAUUGGACAUUGUUCUUAGCGAAUGGGCACCCUCUGCCUCCCGCCCCCGCCUUCUCCUCCCCUGGAGGCCCUCGGGCCGCAUCUCCACCGUCGAUGCUCCCAUCUCCUGCAAUCGUGCACGUCCAUGAGAUGCCUCAAGCAGACUCAUUCCCUGCUGAUUCGCACCGGCCUCGACCGGCUAGAGCCCCUCGUCGCGAAACUCAUCUCUUUCUGCGCCCUCUCCCCCGCCGGCAGCCUGGACUACGCCCGUCUCAUCUUUGCCGGCAUCGAGUCCCCAACUACCCAUCUCUGCAACAUCAUGCUGAGAGGCUUCUCACGCAGCAAUUCGCCAGAAAACGCGAUUCUUCUCUACGAGCAGAUGCGGACCACAGGCGUUUCUCUGGAUCGGUACAGCUUUCCGCCGCUUCUGAAAGCAAUGACGCAAGCUUUGGCGCUUGGUGAAGGUAGAGAGGUUCAUGGGUACGUGAUGAAGAUGGGAUUUGACUCGGACGUGUUUAUACAUAACGAAUUGUUGCAAUUUUAUGCUGAAUGCGGCAGCGUUCUGGACGUCAGACAAGUGUUCGAGAAAACGCCUCGAAGGAAUAUGGUGACUUGGGAUUUUUUCCUUGGUGGGCUUUUUCGAAGGGGUUUGUUUCAGGAGGUUGUGUCGCGAUUUGAUGAGAUGUUGAAGAUGGGGAUCGAACCGGAUGAGCUCAUUCUGGGUACAGUCAUUUCAGCGUGUGGGCAUGCUAAGGAUCUUAGAAUGGGGGAGGCGGUCCAUUCCUAUAUAGAUAAAAGGAAAUUGAAAAUUGAUAGCUAUUUGGAAUCUUCAUUGGUGCACAUGUAUGCAAAUUGUGGGAGCCUGGCGCAAGCGCAUAAGUUGUUUGAUGGGAUGGAGGUGAAGAGCUUAGCAGCUUGGACUGCUUUGGUUUGUGGGUACUGUAAGACUGGAGAAGUUGAGACUGCGCGCUCGCUUUUCAAUCAAAUGCCAGAGAAAGAUACGGUAUCUUGGAGCGCUAUGAUUGCUGGUUAUGUCGAGAAUGGUCAGCCUAAUGAUGCCUUGAAGCUGUUCCAUGAGAUGCAGCUUUCAGGUGCAAAAUUGGAUCAUAUCACGCUGUUGAGUGUCCUCUCUGCAUGUGCUGACCUUGGGGCACUAGAUCAGGGAAGAUGGAUUCACUUUUUCAUUCAGCAGAAUGGCUUCAACCAGACAUUAUCUGUGAAUAAUGCACUUAUUGACAUGUACGCCAAGUGCGGGAGCUUGGAGGACUCACGCAAGGUCUUUAAUGCCAUGCCUAUGAGGAAUGUGAUCUCUUGGACUGCAAUGUUAACAGGUUUAGCCAUGCACGGGGAUGGUAAGGCUGCUUUGGAGCUGUUCUACGAAAUGAAGAAAUCCAAUACCAAACCGAAUGACGUUACGUUCAUCGGCAUGCUAUAUGCGUGCAGCCAUGCCGGUUUGGUGGAUGAAGGUCGCCAACUUUUUGUUGAGAUGACCAAAGAAUACGGGAUCAUGCCUAGGCAAGAACACUACGGCUGCAUGAUUGAUCUUUUGGGCCGUGCUAAUCUUCUUGAUGAUGCAUGUGAGCUCGUCAAAUCUAUGCCAAUGAGGCCAAACGUUGUCAUCUGGGGAGCUCUUGCAGCAGCUUGUAAGAUCCAUAAGAACGCUGUAAUAGGUGAAUAUGCUGCAAAACAACUUCUACAGCUUGAUCCUGAACAUGAUGGUGCAUAUGUGAUGCUAUCAAACAUCUAUGCUUCUUCUAGUAGAUGGGAUGAUGUUGCAGAGAUGAGAAAAUUGAUGAAAGAUAGGGGAGUUACGAAAGAAACUGGCUGUAGUUGGAUUGAAUUGAAUAACAUCACACACGAGUUUGUUAUGGGAGACAGGUCACAUCCGCAAACAGAUGAAAUUUAUCAAAAGCUUCAUCAAGUAGUUAGUAAAGUGAAGCUGAUUGGUUAUGCACCAAAUACAUCUAAUGUGCUGUUAAAUGUGGAGGAGGAGGAGAAAGAUGACAUGCUUCUCCUGCACAGUGAGAAGCUUGCAGUGUCCUUUGGGCUCAUUAAUGUCGGCGCUGGAUCAUGUAUUCGUAUAGCAAAGAACUUGAGAAUUUGUGAUGACUGUCACUCUUUCAUGAAGCUCAUUUCUUUGGGCUUCAAUCGUGAAAUAAUCCUUCGGGACAGGAACCGAUUCCACCACUUCAAAGAGGGCUCUUGUUCAUGUAGAGGCUACUGGUGAAUGCUAACUAAGAGCUCAUUGUAUUCUAUUCAAUCUUUAAAACAUAUAAGGGACACCAUUUGUAUUGAUGCCUUGACGGUAAAUAGUGAGUCUAGCAGUUUGGCAGAGUCUUGGUUUGUUAAAGUGAAUUAUCUUCCA